AGACGUGCAUGUGUACAUGCUCAGCUGUCGUCCUUAUCACUAUCUUAAACCACCUAAGGAACUGUGUCUAUAUAUACACAGCGAAAUAGAGUAAAAACUACAGUGAGAAGCAUGAGUCUCGUUCAAGGAAUACUUCUUUCGUGUCUCUUCCUGUCUGCUUUGACAGAAGAAGACGCUUUCAGCCAAUGCCCCUCGACUAUCCCAAGGAACCAGUACUUGCGGACAUUCAGGAAUAGGUGUUAUGAGUUUGCCGUCUACCGGGAGACAUACUGGCCAGUGGCAAAAGCUGAAUGUCGGCGCAAGGGCGGCUUUCUUGUCACUGUUAAUGAUGCGGAAACCCAGGCCUUCCUCGUCAGCUCUCUGGUUGAUUUGGACUUCGCCAACCACGGCAUAUGGAUUGGCCUAAACGAUCAGAAAACUGAGUCCAGUUAUGAAUGGGCCUCGGGUGAUAUCGUCACGUUUACCGACUGGGCAAGCGGGGAGCCAAACUUCGCUCACGGCAUGGAGGAUUGCGUGGUGAUGAAGAGCACCAAAGCGUAUGCGUGGGAGAACCACCCCUGUCAUCUGUCGCCCCAACACUAUUCCUACAUCUGUGAAUACGAGAAGUCCACAACAGCACCCGCAACAACAGCACCCGCAACAACAGCACCCGAGGCAACAACGUCUUCGGGACAAUCUACAAUGGUUUCACAGCAGUAGAUCUGAGAGAAAAUUUGGUGAUUGAUGAAUUCCAACGAUGCCGGAUUUCCAAAUGAGAUAAGAUUGACUGCAUGUAAAUAAAUCAUCGAUGAUGUUAGGUGA
Molecule: messenger RNA, 801 nt
Organism: Haliotis rufescens (red abalone)
Lineage: Eukaryota; Metazoa; Mollusca; Gastropoda; Lepetellida; Haliotidae
Product: C-type lectin lectoxin-Lio3-like
Exons: 5
Coding region: 112-699 (195 amino acids)
Molecular function (GO): signaling receptor activity
Source: RefSeq, a predicted model, not a curated record